AUGUAUAUCCCAGCUCCCCUGUACUAUCCAUUAUAGUGAUAUGACAUAUAUACAGUAAUGUAUAUCCCAGCUCCCCUGUACUCCAUUAUAGUGAUAUGACAUGUAUACAGUACAGGGGCGGACUGAAAACUCAUGGGGCCCCUGGGCAAUAGGGGAUCAUGGGGCCCCUGUGUCCUUGCCCAAACUCAAAAAAGCGUAUGAAAAAGGUACCAGGGGCAUCUCAUGGGGCCCCCUACUGACCCAAGGCCCUUGGGCAGUGCCCGAGUUCCCAAAUGGUCAGUCCGCC
Molecule: messenger RNA, 286 nt
Organism: Staurois parvus
Lineage: Eukaryota; Metazoa; Chordata; Amphibia; Anura; Ranidae
Source: the annotation of a GenBank genome assembly